AUGCCUGGCAGAAUUGGAACUCCGGAGGAAUGGCGUGCUGCCCGUUCUACUCUUUUGGCAAAGGAGAUAGAGCACGCCCGUACCGCUGAAGCUAUCAAGGCUGAGCUACGUGCCCUUCCUAUGGUCCCUGUAGCGAAGACCUACAUCUUUCAAAGCCCCGAUGGCCCUACCACGCUCAGGGAGCUUUUCGGUACGAAAUCCCAGCUAAUUGUUUACCACUACAUGUUCGAGCCUACGGCCGAGGAGGGCUGUCACGGUUGCGCAUUCAUGGCAGCCAACUUUCCCGACCUGCGCCACCUCGCCGACAAGGACACGGCCCUAAUUGCUGUCUCGCGCGCACCGAUUGAGAAGAUCACGCGUUUCAAGGAUAAGAACUUCUGGAAGUUCCCGUGGGUCAGCAGCAACGGCAGUGAUUUCAACUACGACUUCCACGUCACGCUUGACGAGAAGGUUGCGCCUGUGGAAUAUGACUUCCGGCGCAAGGAAGAGCUCGAUACAAGUCCAGGUAGCGGCGAGCAACCCGGAUUGAGUGUGUUCAAGCUAGAGGAUGGCGUGGUGUAUCAUACUUACUCGAGCUAUUACCGGUUGGAUUCGCUUGCCGGUACUUAUGUCUUCCUGGACCUGACGCCUGCUGGAAGACAGAUGGGCCCAAACGGACCCGCCGAGUUCAAGACCCCCGCCGAGUAUGAUGAGGAAAGUAAGAAGAGCGGCUAA
Penicillium lagena is the source of this 714-nucleotide messenger RNA. RefSeq names its product DUF899 domain-containing protein. The coding region runs from base 1 to 714 and encodes 237 amino acids. The transcript has 2 exons. The record is from RefSeq and is a predicted model, not a curated record. Lineage: Eukaryota; Fungi; Ascomycota; Eurotiomycetes; Eurotiales; Aspergillaceae.